Molecule: messenger RNA, 912 nt
Organism: Medicago truncatula (barrel medic)
Lineage: Eukaryota; Viridiplantae; Streptophyta; Magnoliopsida; Fabales; Fabaceae
Product: LOB domain-containing protein 22
Exons: 2
Coding region: 1-912 (303 amino acids)
Source: RefSeq, a predicted model, not a curated record
AUGAACAACAAAAACAACAAUAACACCACUCAAGCAUGUGCUGCAUGUAAAUACCAACGUAGAAAAUGUGCACCUGAUUGCAUUCUAGCACCUUACUUUCCUCAUGAUAGACAAAGACAAUUCCUUAAUGCACACAAAUUAUUUGGAGUUAGCAACAUUAAUAAAAUCAUUAAAUUUCUUGACCCUCCUCUUAAAGAUCAAGCCAUGAGGACGAUCAUUUUUCAAUCUGAUAUGCGGGCUAAUGAUCCUGUUGGUGGUUGUUAUAAAUAUAUUCAAGAUCUUCAAGCUCAAAUUGAAUAUUAUAAAUUAGAACUUGAUCUUGUUCAUCAACAACUCGCGAUAUUUCGAUCACAAUCUCAACAACAACAACAACAAAUACAGGUUAAUUAUGGUGAUCAAGGUAUUAUGAAUUCAGACCCAUUGUUAGGUUUUUAUAAUCCAUCAGGAUCUAUUGUUCCGGGUACUGUGCCGGCUCAUUAUCAUUACAAUGUUCAAGAACAAGUUGUGCCACAAUUACAAGAACAUGGACAGGAACAGGAACAAGAACAAUACAUUAUAACUGAAGAAAGAAAUAGUAGUAGUGUUAAUACAACUCCUUUGCAACAACAUAAUAAUAAUUGGGGGGCUAUUUCUCUAUCAUCAUUGUCAUUGCAUGGCCAAAGUAGUAAUGCUAGUGAUGAGUAUGAUCAUAAGCCAAUUCUUGAUAUACCUUGUGAUGAAAGAAAUGAAUUAGGGUUCGACUCCGGAGAAAUACUUCACCACAGUGAUGAAGCGGUUUUGUUUAAGAUAGACGAUGGAUUGAUUAAAUCAGAUGGUGACUACAUUCAACAAACACAAGUUCAAGCUCAAGAUCAAGAUCAUGAUCUGAAAGGUGCAGCAACAUUGUUUACUUUGACAAAUUGUACCAGUUGA